GAUAACAAAAGGGGAAGAGAGAAGAAAAUCUAGCUUAGAGAAGCUCUGAAGGGCAAGAAAAAAAAAGGAGAGGGGGCCGGUUGAAAGAAAAGGAAGACUUGGUGAGAGGGAGAAGUGUUCAGAGAGUGAAGGAAUGCCAGAGAGAGGAGAAAAUGGAGGUCUUUGCAAAUCAGUUAACAGGAAGUAUACCACAAUGGUUGGGCAAUGCAUCAUCACUUACUUUAUUAACCUUGGGAAGAAAACAUUUUCAUGGGAGCAUUCCUGCUGAGCUUGGAAGAUUUGGAAAAUUGGGGAUUUUGCAACUUCUUGAUAGCAACUUAUCCGAAAGGCUUGUUGGCAAUCAAUUGGAGGCUCCUGAAAAUGAAGGUUUAGGUUUCGUAACUUCUUUAACCAAUUGCAACAACCUCCAAGCGUUGGAUUUGGGCAACAACAAUUUCAGAGGUGAAUUACCUGCUUCAAUUGCUAAUCUUUCAACAAAGCUUGAGAAUUUGCUGAUGGGUCAAAAUCAUAUUUCAGGUAAAAUUCCUAAGGAUAUUGGGAACUUGGUCAGCUUAACCUCAAUUUCAAGUGUCAUCCCAUCUUCACUUGGGAAUAUGACCCAGUUGCAAGAAUUGGUUUUGAAUGACAACAAUUUGAGUGGCAUAAUUCCUCCUAGUUUGGGAAAUUGUUCCCAACUUGAAAUAGUUCCUCUUGACAACAAUUACCUAUUUGGAAUCAUACCAAAACAACUCUUGAGCCUAUUGUCAAUGAUUAACCUCUCCAUGUCAAGGAAUUCAUUUAUGGGAGAGUUGCCUUUAGAUGUGGUGAAGGUGCUGAAUCUUAAACAAAAAGGGGCUGCUAAGAGUUUCUUGGUUGAAUGUGAAGCGUUAAGCAACAUUCGACAUCGAAAUUUAAUAAAAAUCAUAACUGUUUAUUCAAGUAUGGAUUUUAAAGGAAGUGAUUUCAAAGUUAUUGUUUAUGAGUUCAUGCAAAAUGGAAGUUUAGAAGAGUGGUUGCAUCCACAUGAAAUUCAAGUAGGAAUGGGAGAAUUCAGCUUCAUCCAGAGACUAAAUAUAGCCAUUGAUGUUGGACUUGCACUUGAAUAUCUCCUUUACUAUUGCCAACCAACUAUAGUUCAUGGAGAUCUUAAGCCAAGCAAUGUCUUACUUGAUCAUGACGUGGUUGCACAUAUGAUUAUAAGAAAGCAACCAACCGAUGCUAUGUUCAACGAUGGUUUCAACAUUCACCAAUUCACCAAAACUGCAUUGCUAGAGAGAGUGAAGGAGAUUCUUGAACCCUCGUUAUUACAAGAAGUACAUGUGACAGAUAAUAAAGGUAUUGAACAUUCCAAGGCAAGGAACAACAUAAGAAGAACUGGUGUUUUGGAAAGCUUGUCGGAAGUUGCAAGAGUGGGAGUCUUCUGCUCAAUGGAGUGUCUAAAUGAGAGAAUGGAGAUGAAACAAGUUGUUGCGGAACUAUCUUCCAUUAAACACAGGUUUCUUGGUGCGAGGAAUUGAUACAAAGUCCGUUGGCAUGGCUCUUGUUUGUCUUUUGCUUUUUGUUUCCCUUUUUGUUUUUUUAAUUGAAAUAAACCCCAGCCCAUUUCUUAAUAGAGGGCCUGGACCUCUUUUAAUAUGCCAUUAUGCCAUUGCUAGCUUCAUGGGCAUUUCUGAUUAGCAUAUCAAUAUAUAGCACAUUAUACA
Rubroshorea leprosula is the source of this 1682-nucleotide messenger RNA. The record is from the annotation of a GenBank genome assembly. Lineage: Eukaryota; Viridiplantae; Streptophyta; Magnoliopsida; Malvales; Dipterocarpaceae.